Molecule: messenger RNA, 585 nt
Organism: Pogonomyrmex barbatus (red harvester ant)
Lineage: Eukaryota; Metazoa; Arthropoda; Insecta; Hymenoptera; Formicidae
Gene: Grx5
Product: Glutaredoxin 5
Cellular component (GO): mitochondrial matrix
Source: RefSeq, a predicted model, not a curated record
AAAAAUACGAAACAGCUGACGAUUUAGAGCAGUAUAGAUAUAACCUCUUUGCGCCGACGGAAAGUUUUAAAUUAAUUGCAAAAGUUCUUUUAGUGAAAUAAAUCAAGACAUGUUUCGCUUUGGAAUUAAACAUUUCUUCGUUGCUAGAAAUUUUAGCACUAAGUUUGAUGAAAUUAGCAAUCUUGUUAAGAAAAAUAAGGUAGUCGUUUUUAUGAAAGGUGUGCCAGAGGAACCAAGAUGUGGAUUUAGCAAUGCGGUAGUUCAGAUACUACGAAUGCAUGGUGUUACUUAUGAUGCACAUGAUGUUUUAAAAGAUGAAGACCUUAGACAAGGUAUAAAAGAUUUUUCCAACUGGCCCACAAUACCUCAAGUUUUUAUAAAUGGUGAUUUUGUGGGUGGCUGUGACAUACUUUUAGAGAUGCAUAAAAAUGGUGAACUUAUUGAGGAAUUGAAGAAGGUUGGAAUUACUAGUGUUCUUUUAGAAAAUGAAGAAUCUCCUCAAACUGAUGUAAACAAAUCUAAAGAAUAAAUCUUUAGUAGAUGUAAAUAAACUAUAAAAUAACUAUAUAUUGUACGGAUAAAAAA